Aquila chrysaetos chrysaetos is the source of this 3056-nucleotide messenger RNA. RefSeq names its product NIPA like domain containing 4 (gene NIPAL4). Gene Ontology annotation, biological process: magnesium ion transport. The record is from RefSeq and is a predicted model, not a curated record. Lineage: Eukaryota; Metazoa; Chordata; Aves; Accipitriformes; Accipitridae. The coding region runs from base 175 to 1365 and encodes 396 amino acids. The transcript has 7 exons. Gene Ontology annotation, cellular component: membrane. Gene Ontology annotation, molecular function: magnesium ion transmembrane transporter activity.
CCUUCCACCGGCAUCCGCUGCCUCCGCACCGAGCCCGGCGACGGGCCGGCCCCGUCCCGGAGGAGGAGCCGGGCGGGCAGGUACGCUGGCAGAGCCCGGCCCGGCCCUGCCCAGUCCCCGCCGGCGACCGGCUUCUGCCCCGGGAUGCUCUGAGCCGUCCGGAGGACGAAGGAGAUGGAGCCGCUGGAGGCGAACAUCAGCUGCAGCAACGGGUCACUGGUCACCCUUUCGUGCCUUUCCCACCGGGUCGUGUGCCGGGUGAUCGGCGAUGCUGACCCAGCUGACUCUGUCCAGGACAACGGGACUUCGGAUGACUUCUGGGUAACUCGGCUGGAAAGCAAUUAUGGGUUCUACAUCGGCCUGGGCUUGGCUGUCUUCUCCAGCUUCCUCAUCGGAAACAGUGUCAUCCUCAAGAAGAAGGGGCUGCUACGGCUGGUGGAGAAGGGAGGCACCAGGGCAGGAGAUGGAGGCCACGGCUACCUAAAGGACUGGCUCUGGUGGGCUGGCUUGUUAACCAUGGGUGGAGGGGAAGCUGCCAACUUUGCCGCCUAUGCCUUUGCUCCUGCAACUAUUGUCACGCCUCUGGGGGCUCUGAGUGUGCUCAUAAGUGCCAUCCUGUCUUCGUAUUUGCUUGGAGAACGGCUCAACCUGCUGGGAAAGCUGGGCUGCAUGCUCAGCCUCGUGGGCAGCACCGUGAUGGUGAUACACGCCCCAGAGGAUGAGGAGGUCACCACUCUGGAUGAAAUGUCUUCUAAGCUGAAAGAGCCAGGUUUCCUCGCUUAUGCUGCGAUCCUCUUGGCUGUCUGCUUCCUCCUGAUCUUCUACCUCGGACCCCGCUAUGGCCAGAGCAACAUCCUCAUCUACCUCACCAUCUGCUCCGUUAUUGGUGCCUUCUCCGUGUCCUCGGUCAAGGGCCUGGGUAUUGCCAUCAAGGGCUUCUUCGCUGGCCGGCCUGUGCUGCAGCACCCAUUGACGUGGAUCCUAGUCAUCACGCUGGUGGCAUCCAUCACUACACAAAUUAACUACCUCAACAAGUCUCUAGACAUUUUCAACACCUCUUUGGUGUUUCCCAUCUACUAUGUGCUGUUCACCACCAUCGUCAUCACAACUUCCAUCAUCCUCUUUAAGGAGUGGGUCACCAUGACCGUAGUUGACAUCAUCGGAACAGUUUGUGGCUUCCUCACCAUCAUUUUGGGGGUAUUUUUACUCCAUGCCUUCAAAGACAUGGACGUCAGCUUAGGGAAUCUACGACAAGUACUCCAGAGCGGAGAGCAAGCGCCGGUCACCCGAGAUGACAAGAACAUCCUGAUAGAGGUGGACAACUCCAGCAUCGGCCCAGAGGAUAAACCCAAAACACUUGCAUGAACUCUAAAAUACACGCCACUAUCUCAAACGGAGGUGAGAGACAAGGAGUGAAUGGUGCACGCCUGCUAUUCAGACUCCGCUCAUCCAUGUUUAAUUACUUGCUCUGCAGAUAUGGGACAAGGAUAUUGGUGAAUAUGGGCAAAACAUGGUGAAUUUUGGAAUAGAUGCUCACUUAGGCUCAGUAGCAGGACCCAAGCCAUGAAGCAUUUUUACAGGACCACGGCAGAGAAAUCUUUUUCAGCUUUUGUUUCUUGUGAGGUACAGGAGCUUUCCUGCAGUACAGUGUUAAUUAGUUUUAUGGGUGGGUGGUUUGUUUGGGUUUUCUUCCUUAGCAGCUAUGGUGCCUGGGCUAUGUUGAUGUUGGUGGUGAAGCUGUUGGGCUUGAUCCAGACCUCACCCGAGCAAGGGGCAGCCCCUGCUCAGGCUGGGGAGCUCUGGCAGGGUAAACCCCAUGUCAGGAGAAACACUGCCACCAUCUUCAAGAUUUUUUGUGGUCUGUGAAAAUCUUUUCAGCCUGAAAGACCAAGUGGCUGUAAAUUUUAAGUAUUUUUUUUCCUUAGGAAAUGUCUUGACCCUGGAGAGGCCCCCAACUCUGAGCUCCAUGACCUGUCCUGCUAUUAUUUAAGCCCAGAAGCUUUUCUUUCUUUUGUUUACUUGUUUGUUUAGAGGGAGGUCUGAGCUGCAUGUUAAAAGCCAAACAGGCAUAAGCGGGUGAUCCUCUGCAGAGCUGUAGGGAUGCAGUUUAUCCCAGAGCGGUCCUGUUCACCCCUCUCCAUCUUUCUCAAUAUAGUACGGAUGUUACCUGGACUCUUGCUCACAGCUCACCUUCAAAACCCCCUUGGUUGUAUAUCAACGGUGAGGACGAAGGGAUGGGAGAAAUAACAUGUUGAGCUGGGAGGUGAAAAGAGAAGGUAUUACCGCAGUUAAACGUUUCUCCCAUCUUGCUGCUAGGUCUUAUAGCACAAGGAGACUGGAGCUCAUUUUUCUCACAGCAAAUCCCAAACCGGGAGCAGCGAAGCCUAAGCUGGCUUUGCCAAGCUGGCUCAGUCUGGAGGCAGCUCUGGCUGGGUUAGCCCUGGACCACGGCGCACACUGAUGCUGAGAUGCUGACCUGAUUAUACCUGGGUCUGAGCAUCGCUGAGCAAAUGCAACUUGGGGUUGCGGGGGUGGAGAGGAAUAUGCAAUCUCUUAUUCUAAUAACAUUUCAGUACCUUUUUUUUUGGAAUGUGGAAAGGGAAAUAAAGGCUUUUUCUAAAAAAAAAAAAAACAACCCAAACAACCCUUCCAGUUGUAUCUGAAAGUUUUUAAUGCCUUCUCUGAUCUUACUGGUGUAGCUGUAAAGGAUAAACGGGCUGAAGGACAGUUUACAGCAGAAAGAGCAUCUGGGGCAGAGAGUAAGACAGCAGCGCCCUCCUUUGGUAGCAGAAAAUAAUCCAAGUAAUUCACUGGCAUUGGUUUUGGCAUCCUAAUCGGUGUAAUGUUUUAUGCGUUUUAUUUCAGAAAUAGAUUGUAAACGAGACUCAUCCUUCUCACUGCGUAGAACUGCAUUUCAUAAAAGCCAUUACCCCAGCUAUCCUGCCAUCUCUGGACAAAUGCCACGUAUAAAAUCAAGAUUUGAACCAAAAGAGUACACAGUGACAGAAUAUUUGUUAAUGACAACUGACAAAUUUAUUAAAACUAGGCAAAAGGCA